Messenger RNA from Xiphophorus hellerii (green swordtail), 4285 nucleotides. It is a transcript of the gene gcgrb, whose product is annotated as glucagon receptor b. The coding region runs from base 1159 to 2766 and encodes 535 amino acids. Gene Ontology annotation, biological process: adenylate cyclase-activating G protein-coupled receptor signaling pathway; cell surface receptor signaling pathway. Gene Ontology annotation, cellular component: plasma membrane. The transcript is spliced from 14 exons. The record is from RefSeq and is a predicted model, not a curated record. NCBI's taxonomy places the organism in Eukaryota, Metazoa, Chordata, Actinopteri, Cyprinodontiformes, Poeciliidae. Gene Ontology annotation, molecular function: gastric inhibitory peptide receptor activity; glucagon receptor activity; peptide hormone binding.
GUUUUUUUGUUGGUUUCUGAUAAGUUGUUGGUAUGAAUAAACAUAUUUCUUUUUCUUCAAGGUUCUUGUUUUAACUGGAAAAAGAAUGUGACUGUGAUAGUAUUACUGGAAGCUAAACUUCAGCGUGUUAAGAAAUUUGCAUCAGAUGAAGACUUAUUUAAGCAUUUUUAUAUGCAACUGUAGUAUUAUUAUGAACACAUUAUUACUCAAGCUCACUCUGCUGCCCCCAACCUCACACUGAAUUAUUCAUAGAGAGCAUGUGAACCCAUAUUGCACACUGUUAUGUGCAAUAUCUUGUGUCGCAAGUGGAACCGACCUCACAUAAAUUAUGCAUCCUGCAUAAUGUAUGUUCUAUUCAUUUAGUGGUUUUCUGAGAAUUUCUUAUUUUUGUUGUUUUUUGCUUAUUUUCAUUUAAUUUGUAUGACAUAAGUCAUGUUUGUUGACAGCAGUGCCUCUAUUCUAUUCUACUGGCAGUAAUUUAUUCAAUGAAUGAUCUCAAAUAUGUCAUAGCUUGUAAAAAAUAAGUAAAAAAAAUAAAAAUAAAGAAGUGUCCAAAAACAGAGACAAUAAUUCAUUACUCUAACCCUAUCCCUAAUAAUUAUUUCGUUCUACGGAGUUUUUAAAGGGUAUUAUUUUGAAAGACUAAGCCGGAAAUGAUCCUGUAUAUUUUCAGUGGCUUUGUGCAGAUGGUGGGAACACCGACACCUCAGCAUUCAGGCGCUCUCAGUCCGGUUCACUCCACGCUCCGGGUCAGCUACAGGGGCGAGAAUUAAUUUAGAAACGCACGUCUUUAUAAACAGAGCAACAAAACUAAAAAUAAAAUAGUAUAUAUGCAAAAUAAGAAGUUGGACUUUAUCUAAUUGGAUCAGAGACUAUCUGUAUCAUCACAAGACUUUUUUUCUUUCUUUCCUUCUCUCUGCCUUUCAUUCUUUCUUGUACUUCUUGCUCUUGUUCAACUGGGUUGGAUGCGCUCUGGCUCUGCUGCCUCCUGUGAUGGACCGGACCGGGAGCUGAACGGAGGGCUUGGUGGGGCUGCCAGGUGCGCACAAGGAGGUCUAAACCCAAAGGCCGUGGGGUGAAAUAGGGCCGAGCCUGCCUCAUGUGGGAUUCCUCUGUCUUCUGGUCCCCACCAACCCCCAUCUUCCCAGCAUCGGUGGGAUGUCCCAGGUGUGUCUCCUCUUGGCCUUGCUUACGCUCUCCAGCUGCACUAAGGUGUCCUUUGCUAACUCUCUGGAGCUUGUGAAGGAGAAGUGGAGCAACUACAAGGACAAUUGCACAAGCCAGAUCAAUUCCACGCCCCCUGCCACAGGGUUGGUGUGUAACAGAACCUUUGAUUUGUAUGCCUGCUGGCCUGAUGGACGUCCAGGUACUACUGUAAAUGUCUCCUGCCCAACAUUCCUGCCAUGGCAUCGAAAAGUUCAGCGGGGUUUGGUCUACAGAGUCUGCAACGAAGACGGCAAAUGGGGACAAAAGAACACCAGCGAAUGUGAGGACGAUCCCGGCGAGUCGGGUUUGCAGCAGCAGUAUGGCCGCAUCCUCAGCAAGCUGCGCAUCAUGUACACAGUGGGAUACUCUCUGUCACUCGGAGCGCUGCUCCUGGCCCUGGCCAUUCUCAUCAGCUUCAGGAAGCUCCACUGCAUGAGGAACAACAUCCACAUGAACCUGUUUGCUUCGUUCAUCCUGAGAGCGGUUUCGAUUCUGAUCAAAGACGCUCUGCUGAGCCCGAUGCUGGACCCAAAGAGUGGCAGCGAUGCCCAGACACAGGCCUGGGUCAACAUACCAGCCGUGAUGUGGUGCCGAGGCGCCAUGGUGAUGAUGCAGUACAGCGUGAUCGCCAACAACUACUGGCUGCUGGUGGAAGGCAUCUAUCUGCACAGCCUCCUCGUCAUCACCGUUUUCAGCGAGAAGAAAUACUUCUACAUUUACUUGGCCAUCGGCUGGGGUGCACCUCUCAUAUUUGUGUUGCCGUGGAUCACAGUGAAAUAUCUGUAUGAGAACAUAGAGUGCUGGGAGAGGAAUAUUAACAUGGGGUAUUGGUGGAUAAUCCGUUCUCCCAUAUUGUUUGCUUAUUUGAUUAACUUCUUCAUCUUCAUCCGAAUAAUUAAAAUCCUGAUGUCUAAACUUAGAGCUCAUCAGAUGAGAUACACUGACUACAAAUUCAGGCUGGCGAAAUCCACGCUGACUCUCAUCCCGCUGCUCGGCAUUCACGCCAUCCUCUUCACCUUCGUCAUUGAUGAGUCUGUCCCGAAGGGCUCCAUGCUUCGCCUCAUUCGCCUCUUCUGUGACCUCCUGUUCAACUCCUUCCAGGGCCUGCUGGUUGCCAUACUGUAUUGCUUCGUCAAUAAAGAGGUUCAGUCCGAGAUGCUGAAAAAGUGGAAGAGGUGGAAGCUGGGGAAGGACAUCGACGAGGAAUACCGCCACACCCACAGCCAGACGCCGCACGUCAAGAGCGGCAGCAUCGCCACCGGGAACCUGACCGACCUUCAGGACAACAACGCCAGCGACCCAAGCAAUGACUCGCCGCGGUCCAACAAGGCCAAUUGCCACCCGUCCUGCUCCGCUGAGGAAAACCGCAGGCUGGUGGUCUCCUACAGCAACGGGACGGGCAAAGCCAGAUCCGCCAAAAAUAGACAAGCCCUGCAGUUCACCUUCCCACCUCAGAGAGGCGCCACCAGCAGGGGCAGCAGCACGACAGAGGACAUCAGCCUGGAGGAUCGGGCGCAGCACCGCUCGUACCCACAGGAGGGAGACGAAACAAGUGUCUGAAGACGACAUUUUGUUUUUGUUUUUAGCACAAAACUCUCAGCUUUCUAAAGAUUGUGCACCUAAAUGGAAAAAAAAUAUGCAAAAAACACCGCAUUUAGAUCACUCCUAAAAGGAAUCAAAAGAUAAGCUUACCAUGUUUAAUGUAAUAUUUAUUGAUUAUGAAAGACGGUAAGAAUGAUUUAACGAUGAGCGUGACUGCGCAGCAUGUUUUUUUUUUACUGUAAAUGCAGACGUUUUGGACGACCACAUGUCCAACAUCAAACCUUCACCGCUGCUGUCUGUCAUCAUGAGGACUGAUGGGGUUACGGGUUUGCUUGCAGCAGCGGGCGCUUGCUCAUGGUACAGGAUGGCUUUAAGAGCGCAGCAAGCGCGGCUCUUAUUUUCUCAGAUGUUAUGAGAAGAGCCAGGCUGAGGGAUUCACUCGAGACAAAUGAAUUGUUGCACUUAAUGCCGGUAGUAAAAGCGCAUCAUGCCGAGGGAGCCGCACUGAAGACGGGGAUGGCUUUCAUUUUCCAAAAGACUCUGUGAUUGUGUUGAAAUGACUGUGAUUUAAAAUAAUCGAUGCCAAAAAAUAAAACAGUUCUAUAAAUAUAAUAUACAUUUUUGCAUCAGUUGGGUUCUGCAUUGACAAUUUUUCAAGCUUUAUGUUUUUUUUAUACAAAUGGCAACAUUCUAUCCAUUUUUACAAACAUUUUUGCUCUAAAGGGAAAAAAAAAUAAGUAAAUUUAAACUACUUUGUUGUCGCUUGCAUAUAAUUUGAUCUUCAUGUAGUCCAUAUAGUGCUUAUGUUAAAUUUCUGAAUUUCUGUGUGAAAGAUUCACUAUCACUGCUAAAAAUUGAAAAAAAGACUUUCCUUUAUGAAAAUGUAUUUGGUGUAUCUUAUUAAAGUGAAUGUAAUUCUCAAUUGCUACAAUUGCACAGCCAUUUUCUAUGCACCCAUACUUUUUUGUUUUCUAUUGGAUCGUGUUAAGCAGAAUGCAUCACCAAGUAAAGAUGUUAAAUUUGAUGAAAAUACUCUCUGGUGAAGGUUUUAUAUCCAGUUAAAUAACCUCUGACCUGUACAUUGUGAUGUAAAGAACACCAAUAGUUAAUUUCUAUGUAUUUAUAUUAUUCUGUCUGGAGUUUGAGUCAGGGAUCAUAUUUAUUUUCAGAAGCAAGAUGUUGUAAAAAUAUAGAACCAUUUUUAUAAUGUUGUGCUAGAAGAAUUGAACCAGCGAGGAUUUCCACAAAACAAGAGACAGAAAACAGUUUGUGUUUGAAUGUGGCGUGUACAUUGUAACUAUAUUAAAGUAUUAAACAUUAAAAUGUUAAUGGAAGGUGGGUAAAGGGGCAGAUUAUUAUUUCUAGUGCACAUGGUUGAAACUUAACUUUUGAUAUAUUUAAUUCCCACUUUAAACUUUAAGCAUUUGUCAAGAGGUCGCCAAACUGUACAUGGUUAAAAGAUUUAAGUAAAAAAAAAACUGGUUGUGUCUAAUUUCUUUUUGUGAAUCCAUAAAAAAUAAAUUCUGUCAGCAAAGAA